Molecule: messenger RNA, 1968 nt
Organism: Setaria italica (foxtail millet)
Lineage: Eukaryota; Viridiplantae; Streptophyta; Magnoliopsida; Poales; Poaceae
Product: probable mannan synthase 7
Exons: 10
Coding region: 87-1799 (570 amino acids)
Cellular component (GO): Golgi apparatus
Molecular function (GO): mannan synthase activity
Source: RefSeq, a predicted model, not a curated record
CGGGCGCAUCACGCAGUCGCCCUCCGCUCCAUCGCCCCUUCUCCUCCCCCGGUCAGCGGCUCGGCUGCAACCACCGCGCCACCCCAAUGGAGGCUGGAGAAAUCGGCGGCGCCCUCCUCUUCCUCCUCGCCGCCGCCGCGGCCGUCGCGGCCGCCAUCUCCGUCGGCGCGGUCGACUUCAGCCGCUCGCCCACAGCGGGCGUGCCGCUCGGGUUCCAGCAGGCGGUGUCCUGGCUCAUCGGCGUCCUCGACGGCACGUCCUCCGCGGCGGCGGACGUGUACGGGGCGUGGGUGGCGGUGCGGGCCGGGGUGAUCGCGCCGGUGCUGCAGGUGGCGGUGUGGGCUUGCAUGGUGAUGUCCGUGAUGCUGGUGGUGGAGGCCGUGUACAACAGCGUGGUCAGCCUCGCCGUCAAGGCCAUCGGGUGGCGGCCCGAGUGGAGGUUCAAGUGGGAGCCCCUCGACGGCGACGACGAGAAGGGGAGCGCCCACUACCCCUUGGUGCUGGUCCAGAUACCCAUGUACAAUGAGCUGGAGGUGUACAGGCUGUCAAUAGCGGCCGCAUGUGAGCUGCAGUGGCCGAAGGACAGGAUAAUAGUCCAAGUGCUGGAUGAUUCCACCGAUCCGUUCAUCAAGAAUUUGGUGGAGCUUGAAUGUGAAAACUGGGCCAACAAAGGUGUCAACAUUAACUAUACCACAAGAACCAGCCGCAAGGGGUUCAAAGCAGGAGCUCUGAAGAAAGGAAUGGAAUGUGACUAUGCAAGGCAAAGCGAAUACAUAGCCAUAUUUGAUGCUGAUUUCCAACCUGAACCGGACUUUCUGCUCCGAACUGUCCCAUUCCUUGUGAACAAUCCGGAAGUUGCCCUUGUUCAAGCUCGGUGGUCCUUCGUGAAUGACACCACAAGCCUGUUGACAAGGGUACAGAAGAUGUUUUUCGAUUACCACUUCAAAGUUGAACAAGAAGCAGGAUCAGCAACCUUUGCCUUCUUCAGUUUCAAUGGAACUGCUGGAGUGUGGCGUACAGUAGCCAUAAAAGAAGCAGGAGGUUGGAAGGAUCGCACUACAGUUGAGGACAUGGACUUGGCAGUUCGAGCAACCCUAAAGGGUUGGAAAUUCGUAUAUGUUGGGGAAGUCAGAGUCAAGAGUGAACUGCCAUCUACUUACAAGGCCUACUGUCGGCAGCAAUUCCGGUGGUCCAGUGGUGGUGCAAACUUAUUCCGUAAGAUGGCAAAGGAUGUUUUGGUUGCCAAGGAUGUAUCACUCCUCAAGAAGACCUAUAUGCUCUAUAGCUUCUUCUUGGUGCGGAGAGUUAUAGCGCCAACCGCUGCCUGUAUUCUCUACAAUAUCAUACUCCCCAUUUCAGUCACAAUCCCGGAGCUGUACUUACCAGUCUGGGGUAUCGCCUAUAUUCCCACGGUGCUUACCAUAGUCACAGCCAUAAGACAUCCAAAAAAUCUACACAUAAUGCCAUUUUGGAUUUUGUUUGAGAGUGUGAUGACAGUGCGUCGCAUGAGAGCUGCACUGACAGGACUGCUGGAAUUAGAAGGAUUUAACCAGUGGGUUGUGACCAAGAAGGUGGGGAAUGAUCUAGCGGACAGUGAAGUUCCCUUGCUUCAGAAAACCCGAAAAAGGUUAAGGGACAGAGUUAAUUUGCAAGAGAUUGGAUUUUCGGUGUUUGUCUUCCUAUGUGCAUCAUACAACCUCGCGUUCCAUGGGACAACAAGCUACUACAUAUAUCUAUAUCUCCAGGGAUUAGCAUUUUUAUUGCUAGGGUUCAACUUCACAGGAACUUGUUCUUGCUGACAAGUGACAAUGGCAAGAUUGUAUGAAUCGCUGCUUUACAAUCAUUUUCUUGGUAUAAGUCCACCAGGUUACAUUUCAGAUGAUUUAGAUCUUAGAUGCACAGAAAGGUGUUGUUAUCCCGUGUGCUCACAACGGUUUUCACCAGUGAUAAUUUUUUUCCCUAGCUAUU